Myotis daubentonii (Daubenton's bat) is the source of this 2132-nucleotide messenger RNA. It is a transcript of the gene FKBPL, whose product is annotated as FKBP prolyl isomerase like. Gene Ontology annotation, molecular function: protein binding. The record is from RefSeq and is a predicted model, not a curated record. Lineage: Eukaryota; Metazoa; Chordata; Mammalia; Chiroptera; Vespertilionidae.
ACAAAUAUAUUUUUUAAAAACAAAGUGUGGUCCGUGGACCAGUAGCAGCUGCGCCCAAGUGCUUGUUAGAAAUGCAGAAUUGCAGGCCCCUUCCCAGACUUCCUAAAGCAGAACCUGAAAUUAAAGUUCCCCAGGUGCUUUCUAUGAACAUCACAAUUUGAAAAGCACUAAGAUUUCUUGAGGAGGGCGAGCUUGAAGGCCAUGAUGAAUAUGAGGGAGGAGGGCCGGACGGGGAAGGGGCCUGAGGAUUCUCUUGGAGCGCCUGGACAGCGCGGGCAAGGAGCGCAAGGUGGCCUCUGCCGGGCAGCCCCGAACAAGGGGACAAAAUCAACCGCGCAGGGCUUGAGGUCGCCGGAAGAGAGGGCGCUGGUCUGCCGCCGCUGCCACGAACCGCCCCUUCUCCCGCAUCCGCCCCUACCCGCCAGCGCGGGGCUUCUGGCCGGCCACCGGCCGUGCCCGAUUGGGUUCGACGGGCCCAGUUCGGCUGCUAAGGCCUGGAGCUCCCGGGAGCGGGGGUGGGCCCGACUGCUGGCAGCCAAUCGGGAGGCGGGAGAAGGCUGGCUGCUCGCCCUCUGGGCGCGGCGUCACCGGACUCGCCGCCGCGCGGGCUCAGGUUAGCUGUAGGUUCCUGCCUCGGCCCUGGCCCGGCCGGCUCUCCGCCUGCGGCAGGACGCGGAGGACAGCACUCAGUGAGCCCGUAGCGUCGGAAGCGCAGGUGACCCGAGUGAUCCGGCAGCGCCACCCGGCGGGACGCUUCGGCCGCCCAAGGACCUUUGGACUCGAUCGGUUUCCCUCGUUGGGGUGGCCACAGGGCCGCAGGGAUUUGUGGACUUUGUAGUUCCGGAUUCUGCGUGGAACCCAGGCUGGAGCCCCACAGGGAUUUUUGGAGGAAACAAGAACUUUGAGGCCCAGGUCCCGGAAGGACAGGAAAGGAGUCUAAAUAAGAAUCUGCCGUUAGCAUUGUUUUGAUUAUUUUUCAGGUCUGACCUGAAUCUGGUCCAUCUCUUUCCGAUCCAAACUGUUUACCCACGGGGGAGGGGAGCAGACAGCGAAAUGGAGACGCUACCAAUCAAUCCAGUGGGAGAGGAAAGCACCUCUGAACCGCAACAACAAUGCGGAGGGAACCCCAAGAAGAGCCUUCAUCCAACUGCUCAAACUAGGCAGCAGCCCCAAGAGCCUGGAGUUCUCGAGCUGAGAAUGAGCCCAGCUCCCAGCCAACUUCUAGAGGUUCCUCCAGGGGCUGGAAAGCUGGCUGCUGCGCUCGAAGGAGACGCCGAGAAGCCCCGUGGAUCGGCUGGUGAGAUGCCAGAGCCGCUCCGCGCUCCGGAUCUCUGGGACUGUCCGGAUGGGAGCUUUGUCAAGAAGAUCGUGAUCCGUGGCCACGGCUUGGACAAACCCAAGCUGGGCUCCCGCUGCCGCGUACUGGCUUUUGGGUUUCCUUUUGGGUCAGGGCUGCCAGAGGGCUGGACAGAGCUAACUAUGGGCUUAGGCUCGUGGAGGGAGGGGACCUGGGGGGAGCUCACGGAGAAAUGUUUGGAGUCCAUGUGUCAGGGUGAGGAGGCGGAGCUGCAGCUCCCUGGGCACUCGGGACCUCCUGUCCGGCUCACACUGGCUUCCUUCACUCAGGGCCAGGACUCCUGGGAGCUGGAGGCCAGCGAGAAGGAGGCCCUGGCUAGGCAAGAACGUGCGCGGGGAACAGAGUUAUUUCGAGCUGGGGACCCAGAAGGGGCUGCCCGAUGCUACGGACGGGCUCUUCGGCUGCUGCUGACUUUACCUCCACCUGGCUCUCCAGAGCGCACUGUCCUUCAUGCCAACCUGGCUGCCUGUCAGUUGCUGCUGGGACAGCCCCACCUGGCCGCCCAGAGCUGUGACCGGGUGCUGGAGCGGGAGCCUGGGCAUGUGAAGGCCUUGUACCGAAGGGGGGUUGCUCAGGCUGCCCUUGGAAACCUGGAAAAAGCAACUGCUGACCUCAAGAAGGUGCUGGCAGUCGAUCCAAAAAACCGGGCAGCCCAGGAGGAGCUGGGAAAGGUGCUCUUUCAGGGGAAGAAACAAGAUGCAGGACUGGCUCAGGGUCUCCGCAAGAUGUUUGGCUGAUUAAAAGUUAACCCUUAAAAGGGACAGAAACCUGUGAA